Molecule: messenger RNA, 2219 nt
Organism: Aspergillus sclerotioniger CBS 115572
Lineage: Eukaryota; Fungi; Ascomycota; Eurotiomycetes; Eurotiales; Aspergillaceae
Product: Zn(II)2Cys6 transcription factor
Exons: 3
Coding region: 297-1910 (537 amino acids)
Biological process (GO): regulation of DNA-templated transcription
Molecular function (GO): DNA-binding transcription factor activity, RNA polymerase II-specific; zinc ion binding
Source: RefSeq, a predicted model, not a curated record
UUUGACUGCCGUGACGAUAAUGAAAGACUCGAGCGUGCUCUUAAUGAUAGCUAUGUUAUCUCCGCGAGGUGUGAUCGUAUCAGAACCAAGUAGUUUAUUAAUUCCCGGCGGGGCCGUUUCUCCUGGCUGAUUCUGGGGCUUAUUUAGCCUGCGUUAGGUCCUGAUGCCUUGAGGCUGAUCCGUCGAAUGUCUUCAGCCCGAAGGAUUUAAUCCCGUGCCGUACUGUCACUGCCCCUCAUUCUUCCCCGGAAUCUUCUUUUAACCUCGUCACCUGGUGCCUCAGUGAGUCCUGCAACAUGACCCAUUUAUCAGCAACAGUACCUACAAAACAGCGGAAGAGGGCCUAUGGAAAGAGGUCGAGAACGGGCUGCCGCUCCUGUCGGGCACGUCGUGUCAAGUGCGACGAAACCCCUGGCGCAUGUCAAAAUUGUACGUCCAGCGGCUGGGCUUGCGGCGGGUACGACUCACACCGGUUGCCUCCUGCAGCCAGAGGAAAGGUGAUGCCUCAGGUGACGGAUGGCUUUCGUUGGGCCAUGACCUCGGACGAGCGGCGAUGUUUCUCAUACUUUCAGCACCACACCAUCCCCACCCUUCUCGAAAUGUUCGAUUCCCCAUUGUGGAGAAAGCUGGUUCUUCAAAUGAGUUACUCCGAGCCCGCUGUAUACCACGCGGCGGUGGCCCUUAGUGCCGUUCAUGAAGAUGCAGAAGGACACGGGUUUCCCUUGCCUGGACAGGCCCGACAAGGCACCUGGCAGCAAUUCGCCUUGGAUCAAUCCUUGCGAUCGUUUGGUAUAUUGAAUAGACGUCACUCGUCACAAGACCCGAAGUUGAGGGAGGUUAUGCUACUUUGUUGUCUGCUUUAUGUGUUCCUGGAGUUACUAUCAGGACACCACGAGAAUGCCUGCCGGCAUUUACGGAGUGGCUUGCAAAUCUUGAAAGAGGCCCGUGCUCAUCGACAGCUCAUCGGUGCGUCUGAAUCGCCAGUCGAGACGUGCCUGGUGGCAGCAUUCGCUGAGUUAGAUAUCCAGUCCCCCUUCGUCGGGGCACAGGGAAUGGUCCUGUGUCUCGACGACGAGGUGGAUCAAUACUCCUGGCUGGCGAGCUUUCCAUUUGGAUUCCAUAGUAUUUUCGAUGCGCAACGGGCUUUUGCUCCGUUCAUGUAUGGUGCCUACGGGUUCGUGGCGCAGUGUUGGCCCUUGACCGAGGAGCAGGUUAUGGCCAAUUACGAUGCAUUGCAGUCCGAGCAAAGACAACUUCUAUCUCAUCUGAUUCGAUUUGCAGACCUGUGUGAGCCCCUUUAUGCGUCAUACCUUCAACUGAGUCGGAAGGAACAGAGGGGGGUUGAUAUCAUUCACGCCCACCAACGCCAUAUGGUCCUGGAAGUGAGUACCUGUCUUUUACCAAGACAUAGUCCGGUCCGCGAUUGCUUCACGCCUCAUUACCGAGCACACUUGGGCGACCUCAAGUCGAUCAUCCGCAAGGCGCCCGAGUGCCCGAGUCUUUCUCUGUUUCCCAGUCUGCUUCCCUGUCUCUACGCCAUUGUACUCAGUUGCCAUGAUUAUGACGUUUGUCUGGAAGCAACCGAGGAACUGCAUCGCUGGAUACAUUGUGAAGGGAUGUUCAACUCGGCCUGGCUUGCUUUACAAGCGAUCGAACAUGUUAGACUGGACUUUUUGGAAGAGGAACUAAGCCUUGGAUCUUCCUCACCGGAUACAUUUGCAACCGUCAUGAAUGAGGAGCGUAGUCAUUUAUGGUCACGGAUAGAGGAUAUGCGAUGGCGCAUCACAAGAGGUCGACCAGGUUAUUUGGAUGAAGUCUUGCAGGCGAGCGAGUACAUGAGGACGUGGGUUUGUGUGCGGGCACUUCAGAUGCGAAAGGCUCGUCUUAAUGAGUUGUUGUCUUGCUUGUAAAUGACCUUUGCACAGCCUUCAAUAUACCAUUACCCCUCUGCACAUAACAUGAACUACCAAUAAUCCUUCUCCUAUAUUAACCACACGAAAUUUCCAUCUAUGACGAUACUUGAGAUUACCCGAAUCAAUCUAAUUGAGACCAUGACAGUUUUCCCUUCCAACAUACCAUAGAGGCCCGUUAGUCCUCGAAGCAACAAUACUAACAGAAUACCUUUUUUUUACCCGUAAUAUAUCCCCUUUACCGAUAUGAGUAUUAUCAAUAGACACUACCAGCCAGUAUAUGACAGAAUUUCCCAACUAGACCAAAAG